Macroventuria anomochaeta is the source of this 5647-nucleotide messenger RNA. RefSeq lists its product as uncharacterized. The coding region runs from base 220 to 5517 and encodes 1765 amino acids. The transcript is spliced from 3 exons. The record is from RefSeq and is a predicted model, not a curated record. Lineage: Eukaryota; Fungi; Ascomycota; Dothideomycetes; Pleosporales; Didymellaceae. Gene Ontology annotation, cellular component: membrane.
GCAUCAUACAGCACAUCCUCCGCAGCAUCUCCGCAGCGCCUCCGCAGCGCCUCUGCAGCGCCGUAUCCUUAGUGUAACUCCGGGUGCACUCCGACCUCGCACAAAUCAUCUGCAUCACGACCGGACCCUGACCACAGCUGGGGGUUGCGGUGCUCCACUCGCUCAGCCCCAGACCAGCUCCAGACCAGCUCCAGACCAGCUCCAUGAUCUCGCAGCAGUAUGGAGAACAGUAGGGCCAGCGGCACGUAUGCCACCCGGAUCUCGAGCCCUCCAACAUCGCAGCAGCAUUACGAAACCUUUCCUCAGAAGCGCAACUCAUACCGUCGGCCAGUGGACGCGCGACCGCAGCCCCAGGAUCCCACCAUGGCCACCGUCGUUCCCAGCAACACCGCCAGGCCAGUCGCCCCUCCAGCUGCGAACGGCGUCCCUCGCGGCUCCUCUCACAGACGACGACAGAGCCAACGGGUUCCACCAACGACGGGUGCACUGGCUGAACCGAUGCCUGCUGCGCCAGACGUCCCUCGCGCACCACCGACGUCUUACAAGGACCCAUAUGCGCAAAAGCUGGCCUCCAAGGGCCCUUCACGCUCCUCGCGCGACCCCCCCAUCCAAGUCAACGCCAGCAGACAGCAACCUACCAUCCAGACAGCUGCUGGCAGACUGUACGAGCUGCGGUCGCCGCCAUACGCGCCAGUCGAGCCGCUCUCUGGAUCCGUCGAACGUCGCAAUUCCCAGCGGAAGCCCUCUGUCCCCGAUCGGUCGCCUCUCCAGAAGCUCGAGGGCAAGCUCGAUGAUAUCAGCAAAGAGGAGAGACGCGCACGGAUCCUCGAGGCGGAGCUGGCAGUGCAGGAACGAGUCGAGGCCGAGAUGCGUGCUCGCCGGGCACGCGAGGCCGCUGAGAAAGAGAAGCGGGUCGUAUCACAGCCUGUGCCAACCCACGAAAUGGUCCCUGACACAACCCAGCGCACAGGAAACAACAAGCGCCACGUUUCUGCGCCACUCACUAGCAACCCCCGAUCCCCCGACAUCAGCGACUUGGCAUCAGAGGAUGGCUAUGCCUACGACUUGACGGAACCCUGGGACCCGUCCGCGGCUCAAGCAGUUGCAGUUCCAGCGCCUCAUCGGGUACCGUCCCAGAAACAGCCACGCCUCACCUCGAUACAAAAGGUCCCCCACACAGAGGCCUCCCUUGCGCGCAAUGCUAGCGUCAAGGGCAAAGAGCCAGCUGGUGUCUCGCCAGGAGCAGGCAGCUUCCGAGACCGCGCAGCCGCACCAGCUGCACCUGCCGUACAACAGAUCCGUCGGAAGCCAGUCGAGCACCCCAUUGGAAGUCUUACGCCCCUUUCUGGGCUUGGCUUAGAGGAUGCGGGUAUCAACGACGCAUUCGGAGGGGCCGAGGUCAUCCGCUCUGAUAGCAGGACGCUUUCAAAGAAUGCCCCUCUGGUCCAACAGCCGACUAGACAUGGAAGCCAAAGAGACAGCAGAGGCAUCAGGGCUGCGCGAACGGAAAUGCAACAGCAGCAGCAGCAGCAGCAGCAGCAGCAGAUCGACCAGAAAGGGCUCCCUCAAAGCAACAGCCAAUUCCAAGUACACCCCUACGACUCUCCAGUGCCGCCAGUAGCUCGCAAGAGCGUUGGCUUCUCUGACGUCGACUCGGAGAUUCAUCCACAGGCACCGCAUGACUCUCAUCACGCUUCGCGCCAUCAAGGUCAUGAGCGGACUUAUGUCAAGCCGCCCAUGCUGGAAGAGUGGAGACAAGCGCCAAUCGCUACCCUCGUCUCCGAAGACCUUGACUUGAAUGCUCCUGCGAGCACACCCAGUACCGCGAACAACAAGACCUGGUGGGAAGAAAGCCAGGCUGGCCGGCGUCGGCGAUCAAGUACCUAUGUCGAGCCUACCUACGAUGGCUACGCCGAUGAACCCACGUCUCAGACGAGCUUCAACCCGCCACUCUACCUCAAGUGUGGACCACUGCUCCGCUACACUGGCCUCCGAAGAGACCAAAGUCGCGCAGGCAAGGAACGAGAGAUUUGGAGGGGCAGUGUCAUGAUCGUCACCACUGACUCAGAGUCAUCGUAUCAAAGACCACCGACUCUACGCUUGUUUAAGCAAGCAAUGGACGUCCUUCUGCCACCACCGCAAGAGCUGGAUGGCGACGAUCUCAACCCUGCUUACGUUGAUCCCGUUGAGGGACAGUUCAAGGUUUCGAGAACUGGCCAGACCAUGUACGUGAAACCAGUGGACGAAAUAGCGGAGAACGAGGACCUGUCGCGAGUCGAGGACGACACUGGUCUCUUCUCUUUCGUCCGCGGUACCAAUGGCACAGGUGUCAAGUCAUUGCGCAUCCACAAGAAGGACGGUGAAAAGCUUGGCAAGGUUCGCGAGAUCUCUGGCGUCCGCCUUCAUGCUGAGCGAGGGGUAACGUUCUGGCGCUUCAACCUCGAGGUCGAACUUGGCAGCACGCAGGCACGUGUUGCCUACAGGAUCAACAAUGGCCCUGCAAUCGGCUUUUGGGUGCCAGCCAAGGGCGAUUCCAUGAACAUCAUGUUCCACAGCUGCAACGGUUUCUCACUGAGCGUAGACUCGAAGGAGUUUUGCGGCCCAGAUCCAAUGUGGCGCGACGUGCUGAACUCACAUCAGAGCCGACCGUUUCACGUCAUGCUUGGUGGAGGCGAUCAGAUCUACAACGAUGCAGCUAUGAAGCAAACGACACUGUUCAGACAAUGGACUGAGAACAGAAACCCACUGGACAAGCACCACACACCAUUCUCUGAAGAGAUGCAGAACGAAUUGGAACAGUUCUAUCUGGACCGAUACUCGAUGUGGUUCUCGCAAGGCCUCUUCGGGAUGGCCAACUCCCAGAUUCCAAUGGUCAACAUCUGGGACGACCAUGAUAUUAUUGACGGUUACGGAUCUUACCCUCACCACUUCAUGCAGACGCCCGUCUUCACUGGUAUUGGUGCUGUAGCCUUCAAGUACUACAUGCUCUUCCAGCAUCAGUCUGUGCCCUCCGAGACCGAACAGACAGAGCCGUCGUGGGUGCUCGGCAAGAGUCCCGGCCCGUACAUCAAAGAGCGUUCUCGAAGCGUCUUCAUGCAUCUUGGCCAACAGCUAGCCUUCCUUGGUUUGGAUUGUCGAACGGAACGACAGCGUGACGAGAUCUUGACCGAGGACUCGUACGACAUCAUCUUCGAUCGUCUCGAGGACGAGAUCAUCAAAGGCAAGACCAAACAUCUAAUCGUUCUCCUAGGCGUGCCGAUUGCAUAUCCAAGGUUGAACUUCCUCGAGAAUCUCCUGACCAGCAGGAUGAUGGAUCCUAUCAAGGCUAUGGGUCGGGCCGGUCUGCUUGGUGGCUUUGUCAACAAAUUCGACGGCGGUGUUGAGAUCCUUGACGAUCUCGAUGAUCACUGGACGGCCAAGCACCACAAGGAAGAACGGAACUGGUUUAUCAAGGAGCUGCAGCACAUUGCAGAGACAAAGUCUGUCCGUGUCACCAUUCUCGGAGGUGAUGUGCAUCUCGGUGCUGUCGGCCAAUUCUACUCCAACAAAAAGCUCAAAAUACAAAAGGACAAGGAUGCCAGGUACAUGCCGAACGUCAUCUCGUCCGCCAUCGUCAACACGCCCCCGCCAGACAUGAUGGCCGAUAUCCUGAACAAGCGCAACAAGGUACAUCACCUCGACCCUAACACGGACGAAGACAUGAUUCCAAUCUUUACCCAUGACGUGGAUGGAAAGAAGAGAAACAACAACCACCUCCUCCCCCACCGGAACUGGUGCAGCAUUCGCGAAUACAAGCCUGGAUCCUCGCCACCGGGCACACCUGAGCCAGAAGGAAGGCCGCAGCCUGGUAGGAGGCUUUCAGACACUUUCAACCCUCGCCAGAUGGUCAGAAGGUUUAGUAGUGAUCAAGCGCGACGACCAAGCGCGCGAGGACGUGGCCCGCCUCUAUCGUACUACAACAACCCCCAGAACGCCACUGCCGAUGAACUCCAGACCAACGUCCACAAUCAGCCACAGUCUUCGUUCUCGCCGGACAGAUCUGAGAGUGAAAGACCUACUCGGUCUCGCCGUAAUUCACUGGCUUCGCUGUUCCGCCGUCGCGCUUCAGUUGACAGUGUAGAUCGCCGUGACUCUACACAAAGCCUGCCGCCAACACAGGCCCGCAACGAUGCCGCUUUUGAGCAUCCGUCCGAGUUCCGUCGUAGACCCAGCGUUCUGACGAAGAAGGGGCUGCAACAAAAGCAGAAGGGAGACUUUAUCAACAUCGAAGGCGGUCUUGAUAUUUGUCUGAAUAUGGAAGUUUCGCAGCACGACCCGGCUGGCAUCACAACACCCUACCGUCUUUUGGUACCUGCACUCAACUAUACAGCUCCCGAGCCUGGCAUGGUCGAGAAGAAGCCGCGGAAGGGAAGCUUCUUGGGCAUGUUCGGUGGAGGCAGGCACAAGAGAAGGACCAUUGGCGAUGAUGGCUACUCACAAAGUGGCAGUGAGAGCGGAAGCGGCAGCGAUCUGGGAGAGCUGUCCGAAGACGAUGAGGAAGAGCGUGCUCGCCAAAGGUACAAAGUCGGGCCCAGGAUUCUGAUCCCUAGCUUUGGGUCCCGGAACAAGCGUACCACUUCCGCGGACCAAGCUCCUCCACCUGACAAUCGAAUGAGUUCAGGCUUCCAUGCUAAUGAAGCUUUGGCAGGCCAAGCACACACGGACAGUUCGCGCGACAGGGUGGCAGAUCGAAGACAAAGCGUCGACAUUGGACCCACCGACCAUGGCCGUAGUGGCUCAGCAUGGGAGUCCGUUGGAGGACGAAGACACAGUAGCGCUCCUCGACCUCAGCCUGCACCCCAGACUGCAGCACUACCGCCGAUGCGUUCUGGCUCCCUACGCAAGACGCCUACACACAACUCUUCACACAGGUCACAACUGCCUGACCCCCAAUCUCCCGAGAUACACAGACGUUCCAUGGGUGGCAUUCUCAACCAAGACGGCAGCGAGAAGUCCGAGCACGACGACGCCCACACCCUUGCUCACACGCCUUCAAAGUCGAAACGCGACUCACACAAACGCAAGUCCUACCCACCACACCCCGCCAUCGUAGGUGCUGGUCCGGACUCACCCUACAACUAUCGAGGUGGCAUGCAAGCCCGAGACGACACCACAGGAGGCGACUACUUCAGCAGCGGCGGUCGUCAACCGCGAACCACCAGUCAAGUCCGACCUGUAUCCAAUGGCCACUACGCACCUCCAGCACCUGAGCGUGCAGCACCAGCACCUGCACCUGCACCCGAGAGAGCUGUAUACACUGAGCGGGGCGGAUAUGAUCGCACCUCCUACCCUGCGUACCCCAACCGUAACGGCAACGCCGGUGUUGGGGCAAGAUAUCUCGGCGAUGGACGGUACGAGGACGAUGAGUACGAUAGCCUCGAUGACGAAGAGAGGAGUUAUAGUGGUGGGGAACAGGAGAUAAGCCAGGAGAGCUUCGUGCCGCCGAAGCCGAAGAAGAAGUGGCAGAUUUGGCGAUAGGUUGGGCGUUGUAAUGGAUUUGGAUAUGUGAGUUGGACUGAAGUUGGUUUCUAUUCUUACGAUUAAUGAUGACACGACGAAUGAUGGGUUCGGAAGAGAAGUAGUACAUAAUAGUGGUUUUAGCGUUGUG